AUAAACAUAAUAAUUACCCUGCUCACCAACAUGCUUCUAUCUACACUACUUGUACUCAUCGCAUUCUGGUUACCCCAACUAAAUAUUUACGCAGAAAAAGUAAGCCCCUAUGAAUGUGGGUUUGAUCCUAUAGGAUCCGCCCGUUUGCCCUUUUCCAUGAAAUUCUUCUUAGUAGCCAUCACAUUUUUGCUAUUUGACCUAGAAAUUGCACUACUACUCCCCCUCCCCUGAGCCUCACAAACGAAUAAUCUACCAACCAUACUCACCAUAGCCCUACUACUAAUCUCACUACUAGCUGCAAGCCUAGCCUAUGAAUGAACCCAAAAAGGACUAGAAUGAACCGAAUA
Messenger RNA from Herpailurus yagouaroundi (jaguarundi), 347 nucleotides. The record is from the annotation of a RefSeq genome assembly. NCBI's taxonomy places the organism in Eukaryota, Metazoa, Chordata, Mammalia, Carnivora, Felidae.